This is a messenger RNA of Closterium sp. NIES-65, 3816 nucleotides long. The record is from the annotation of a GenBank genome assembly. Lineage: Eukaryota; Viridiplantae; Streptophyta; Zygnematophyceae; Desmidiales; Closteriaceae.
AUGUUCGGUUUCUUCGGGCGGCCGCGGAAUGAGGACAAGACGCCGCCCAAAAAGAACGCAAACAAUCGACCAGCAGCGGCCACCAAGAAACCGCGAACCGCGGGUGCUGACGUGGCACCGGGAGCAGAAGGCGCUUCGGAUGGAACCGAUGUCGGGAGCGUCUUAGGCGAGUUAGGUAUUGCGGUUGAUGACGGAGUCACCGCGGAGACUCUGCGCGCGCAGGCGAAGGAUCAGCGCGCCAAAGCUUCCGCGAUGCGCGAGGCGGGGCUGUACGCGGGCGCGCAGAAGGCGCUGAAAGCCGCUCGCGAGCUUGAGAAGCGCGCCAAGGACAAGGACGACUCCGCCGCAGUCGCCGCCGCAACCGCCACCGCAACCGCCGCCGCAACCGCUGCCGCGCUUGCGGGCGCGUCCCGGGAGGCGGAAGAGAUAGCGCAGGAAGCCAUGGCGCGCGGAAACGCGCUUGGCGCAGCGGCUGGCGCGCGCGGGGCGGGAGGGAAACGCGUAGCGGCAGCGAGAUCUCGCGAGGCGGAAGCGGAGGCUCGAUCCGCGGGUGCGGGGAAAGCGGGCGGGGCGGGUAAGUCCGGAGCUGCAAGCGCAAGAGCAGGGGAGCGCAAGGUCGCGGCAGCGGAAGGCGUGAAGGCGGAGCGGAAGGGGCUAGCGCGGUUGAACGCUGGUGGGGACGACGACGGGGAGAUUAUGGCGCAACUGCGCGAUCUGGGUUGGGCGGAACCAGCGGGGGGAGCUGGCGGCGGGGGCCUUUUGGCCGGACUUGAUGACGUGGACGGGGCGGCGGCGGAGCAGGACGAGGUGAGCGCGGCGCGCGAAGCAGCAGAAGCGCAGGUAUUGGACCUAAAGCGCAAGGCGAGGCAACUUAAGGGGCAGGGGCAGGUUCAAGAGGCGCUGGCGGAACUAAGAAAGGCUAAGAAGCUUGAGAAAGAAAUAGAAGACGGUUCGUUCUUAUUAAACCUAGCGGACGGCGCGGAGGGAGGGCAUGAUGACGAGGAGAAACGGCUGCUCGCCAGUCUCGGGCUGACAAGUGUCGAUGACGUGGCACUAGUGGAGGAGACGGAUUUAAGGAUGGGGGGGAUGGGGAGAGGUGGCGGAGGUAUGGGCGGAAGAGGCGGAGGAGCGGAUCUAGACCUGGCGCAGAUUAUGUCUUUAAUCGCUAAUAUAGGAGACGAGGAGGAGGAGGAGUGGGGAGGAACGGGGAUAGAUGGUGUUUCUGGAGGGGGUGGAGGGGGGAGGAGGGGAGGGCGGGGAGGGGGUGACUAUAUGGGAGGUGCUUAUGAUGAUGGGGAGUGUAUGGAUGAACUGAAGGCACUUGGGUGGGAAUCAGAUGAGGAAGGGGAUGAGGGAGAGGGAGGAGGAGAAGGAGAGAAGGGAGGGGAGGAGGAAGAAGAGGAGGUGGAUGUAGCAGCAAUGCACGCAGAGGCGUUGGAUUGGAAGAGGAAAGCGGUGGGCUUUAAGAGAGAGGGGCGGAUGGGAGAGGCGAUGGAGGCUUUAAGGCGCGCCAAGGGCCUAGAGGCGCGGAUAGAGGCGGCUAUCAUGCUGGGCGCGGGAGGGGAUUCCAUGGGCCGUGAUUCUUCUAUGGGGCGUGGUGGUGCUGCUUCUGCUGCAGCAACGGAGGAGGAUGAUCCGGACAUGCUUGCUGCUCUCGCUGCUGCUGGGUGGGUGAGAGAAGAGUCAAGCAAAGCAGAGGAGGAAGAAGGGAAAGAGGCGGCAGAGGUGGAAGCAAGUCCUGCCGCCCAGGAGCCAGAAACUGCCGAGGAACUUGAGGCGGCGGCGCGGGAGUGCAAGCUAGCUGCUGUGGGGCUGAAGCGGGACGGGAGGCUCGGAGAGGCCUUGGAUCAGCUGAAACGAUCCAAAGCGCUGCAGGCUCGGGCAGACCAGGCUCGGGAGGAACAGGCUCGGGAAGUGGAUGUUGGUGGGGAUGGUGAUGGGGAUGAGGACGAGGAUGAUCCGGACAUGCUUGCUGCUCUCGCUGCUGCUGGGUGGGUGGGAGAAGAGGCGCGGGAAGCAGGGAAGGAAAAGGAGGAGGCUGCAGAGGAGGAAGCAGCAGAGUCAUUACAUGAAGAGAAGGAGGGGGGAGAAGGCAGGGGAGAUGGAAGGAGAGGAGGAGAUAGGACAGAUGUAAAAGGAGAAGGUUUGCAAAAUGAACAAGGGGAGGAGAAAGUGGAGACAAGCCCUGCCGCCCAGGAGCCGGAAACUGCCGAGGAACUUGAGGCGGCGGCGCGGGAGUGCAAGCUGGCUGCUGUGGGGCUGAAGCGGGAAGGGAGGCUCGGGGAGGCCUUGGAUCAGCUGAAACGAGCCAAAGAACUGCAGGCUCGGGCAGACCAGGCUCGGGUGGAACAGGCUCGGAAUGGAAAGUCUGAGGAAGAAAAUAUCGGAAACUGUGAGAGGACUAGAGAGGUCGUUGGUAGUGGCAGCGGCGUUAGUGGUGGUGGUGGUGCUUCUGCUGCUGCUGAUGAUGCUGGUGGCAGCGGCGGUGGUGGUGGUGGUGACACGAGUCAGUUGGGUGCAGGAGUGGAUAAUGGAAAGCCCAGUUUUGAUGGUGCUAUUGGUGGUACGUUUGGUGGUGCAGAUACGAGCCAAUUGGGAGCUGCAGUGAUUGCUACUAGCAUGGCGCCUGCUGUUGCUGCAUUGCUUGCUGCCAUGCAACAGCAACAGCAGCAGCAGCAGCAGCAGCAGCAGCAGCAGCAGCAGCAGCAGCAGCAGCAGCAGCAGCAGCAGGGAGAACAGGAGCUGUUGAUAGGAACAUCAAGAAGCAGGGAAGUAUCACAGAGUGCAGUUGACACAGCUGAUGCAGUUAAUGGAGUUCUUGCACCUGAUGCAUUCAAGCCCUCUGCAGCAGCAGGAUCAAUGCGCAGCACAGCAGCAGCAGCUACGGAAUCAGCAAGAGAAACAGCCGCAACAGCCGCAACAGCCGCAACAGCAGCAACAGCCGCAACAGCAGCAGCAACAGCAGCAACAGCAGCAACAGCAGCCACAGCAGCAACAGCAGCCACGGGAACUGCACAAAAGGAUGGAGAAGGAAGCGAGGGAGGGGAGAGCAGCAGGGAAGAGAUGGAGGCUGAAUUGCAGGCGUGCAGGAGAAGGGCGGUGGGUUUCAAGAGGGAGGGUAAGCUGGGGGAGGCAUUAUCUGAGCUCAAGAAGGCAAAGGCACUAGAGAAACAGCUGGCAGAGACAGGUGGUGGCAGCGGUGGUAACAGUGAUAACAACAGCAGUAACAGUGGGUUCAGCUGUAACACUGGCCGUAGCACCGCUGCCAGUGCUCCUGCUGCUGCUUCUCCUGCUGCUCCUCCUCCUCCUGCAGCUGCUGCUGCUGCUGCUGCUCCCAAGCCCUUGAAACCUACAGCACCCCAGAGACGACCCGCCCCUCUUCCUCCUCCCUCCUUCAUGUCCUUUGGUCUAGAGGAGGAUGAUGAUGAUGAUAUGGGUAUAUUCGACGAUGCUCUCAUGGCGAACCUCCGUAGCCUCGGACUCGCCGGACCUGCUCCAGGCGGCCGCCAGACCAGCCAGCCUGCUUCGGCCAAACCUGCUCCGGUCAAACCCGCUCCAGCCAAACCUGCGCCUGCUGCCAAGUCAGGUGGUGGGGUGAGUGGGAGUGGGAGUGGGAGUGGGAGUGGGAGUGGGAGUGGGAGUGGGAGUGGGAGUGGGAGUGCGGGUGGGGUUGUGAGUGGGGGAGAAUUACAGUCGCUGGAGCAGCAGGUGAUGGAGCAGAAGAGGCGGGCCGUUGAGCUGAAGAGAGCUGGAGACACGGCGGGGGCCUUGGCUGCUCUCAAGCUCGCCAAACAGCUGCAGGCACAGAUGGGUUGA